AUGGACAAUAUCAUCAGCCUGGAGAUUCCAGAUGAGCCUUCACUUUGUUUCAGUUCCGUUAAUACGUCAUGCGUGAAGAUCGAUUAUCGACUGGAAGUCCGGAUUUUGCUCUACAUCCUCUUUAGCACUUCUUCUCUAAUCACUGUGAUCGGAAACCUGCUUGUGAUUAUAACCGUUAUACAUUUCAGACAAUUGCAAACAUCAACUAAUUACUUGGUUCUCUCUCUGGCUGUUGCUGAUCUGCUUGUAGGAGGAAUUGUGAUGCCUCCUAGCAUGAUACGCUCUGUGGAAACCUGCUGGUAUUUAGGAAGCACCUUCUGUAAAAUUCACAGCAGUUUGGAUGUCACUGUGUGCACUGCGUCCAUUUUUAACCUGUGUAUUAUUUCUUUAGAUCGUUAUUACGCCGUAUGUCAUCCGCUUCUGUAUCACAGUAAAAUGACCCCUACUGUUAUUAGAUUCAUGAUCGUCGUGUGUUGGAGCAUUUCUGCAGCCACUGGGUUUGGUUUGAUAUUUCUGGAACUCAAUAUUCUUGGAAAUGAAGAUUUUUAUUACAAUAACUUUGUGUGUGAAGGCACCUGCAUUGUAUUUCUAACACAAGUAGGAACAAUGGCAUUUUCUAUGCUUUGUUUUUACAUCCCUGCGGUGGUCCUGAUUUGCGUGUACGUGAAAAUCCUUCACACGGCACAAAGACAAGCUCGUGCAAUUCAAUCCACAAACGCACAGAUGAAGAAAGCCGAGGAAAAAAACAGGAUGAGUAAAUCGGAGAGAAAGGCUACGAAAACUUUAGCCAUAAUUAUGGGAGUUUUUUUGACCUCCUGGGUGCCAUUUUUUAUCUGCAACUGCAUAGAUCCAUUUACUGGAUAUUCAGUUCCUCCGUUUAUCUGGGUGGCGUAUGCCAAUUCAACAUGUAAUCCGAUAGUCUAUGCUUUUUUCUACAGCUGGUUCAGACACGCUUUUAGAGUCAUUUUGUCGGGUGAAAUAUUUCUGCCUGAUUCUUCACACAUCAAAUUGUUUUGA
This is a messenger RNA of Silurus meridionalis, 1017 nucleotides long. Its product is annotated as trace amine-associated receptor 1-like. Gene Ontology annotation, molecular function: trace-amine receptor activity. The record is from RefSeq and is a predicted model, not a curated record. Gene Ontology annotation, biological process: G protein-coupled receptor signaling pathway. Lineage: Eukaryota; Metazoa; Chordata; Actinopteri; Siluriformes; Siluridae. Gene Ontology annotation, cellular component: membrane.